This is a messenger RNA of Aphidius gifuensis, 3232 nucleotides long. RefSeq names its product exostosin-3 (gene botv). Lineage: Eukaryota; Metazoa; Arthropoda; Insecta; Hymenoptera; Braconidae. The record is from RefSeq and is a predicted model, not a curated record. The transcript is spliced from 4 exons. Gene Ontology annotation, molecular function: glycosyltransferase activity. The coding region runs from base 167 to 3010 and encodes 947 amino acids. Gene Ontology annotation, cellular component: membrane.
GUGAAGUUCUAAUUGUUGACAAACAUGUCAAACAAUGUUUAUAACACCGUUUUGUUUCAAUGAUUAAUUGUUAGUUAAAAACAAUUAUAAAUAAUCAAAAAAUAAUUACAAAUAAUGAAUAAGCUGUGAUUUAUUAUUAAUUAGUGAAUAAUAGUUUUAAUAAAAAAUGGCUGGUCUACUAGAAUCAGCUCCAUAUUAUCAAUUUGAUAAUGGAAGAGGAGCAUGUCAUUGUUUAACACGUAUUAAAUUAUCAAAAGUGAUUAUAAUAAUAUUAUUAAUUUUAGUUGUUGUUUCUCUUUUUACACACAAUUAUUUAACCAAGCUUGACACUGGUUCACCGGGAAUGGAUAUAUCUCAAACUCAUUCAAGAUUAGAAACAUUUGAAGAUUUUACAUCAAUGAAAGCAUCUGAUUUAAAAUCAAGAAUUGAAGAAAUGUUGAGAAUAAAAACAUCAGUUAGUAAUGAACUACGUGAUCUUGAAGGAAAACGUCAACGUCUUCAAAGAGAUGUUAGUAGUUUUAGUCAAAAAAUUGAUGAUUUAAAACAAGAAUUAUUACAUCAACAAACAGAUCUUGAUAGAUUAAAAAUAAGUGUUGUACAAGCACAAGCAGCACAAAGAGAAGCUGUUGAAAGAAAUACACCAGAGUUGGCACCACCAAAAAGAAUAUUAAUAAAUAAAUUACCAGAUAUAAUAUCAACUAUUGACAACUCAAGAUCAUGUAAAAUGUACAAUUGUUUUGAUCACAGUAGAUGUGCAUUAACAAGUGGAUUUCCUGUAUAUUUAUAUGAUCCAGAUUUAUAUACAAUUGUUAAUAACAACUGGGAUAUUGAUGGUUUUUUACGAACAACAAUAAAACAAACACUUGGAUAUAAUCCUCAUUUAACUAAAAAUCCAUCUGAAGCAUGUAUUUUUAUUGUAUUAAUUGGUGAAGUAUUAUCAUUGAAAGAAACAAAAACAUCAUUUUCAUUACGAGUUAUUGAACAAAAGCUACAUUCAUUGCCAUAUUGGGGUGGUGAUGGAAGAAAUCAUAUAUUAUUAAAUUUAGCAAGACGUGAUUUAUCAGUUGCAUCAGGUAAUAUAUUUAGUGGUAGUAUUAAUACUGGCCGUGCAAUAAUUGUACAAUCAACAUUUUUAAGAAAUCAAUAUAGAGAAAAUUAUGAUUUAAUUGUACCACCAAUAUUAGGACCACCAGGUGGUGAUAUAUGGCAAGAAUGUGAAAAAAUAGUACCAGCAAGACGUAAAUAUUUAUUAUCAUUUCAAGGUGAAAUAAAAAAUAAAAAAAUUAAAACAAUAACACCAAGACAAGGUGAUGAUACUGAUGCUGAUAUUGAAAAAAUAAUAAUUGAUGAAAAUAAUUUAGAUAAUUUUAUAAUACAACAUUUAAAUGAAAUGACAAUUGGCACAACAAUGGAUAAAUUUUUAAUACAAUUUGAAUGUAUACCAGCAAUUGAAAAUAAUGAAUUAACUGAUUCAUUUGAUUGGUCAUUAUGUGGUACUGAAUCAUCAAGAAAAGAAAUAUUAAAACAAUCAACAUUUUCAUUAAUAUUAGCACCAGCAAAUACAAGUUAUAUUUCAACAUCAACAAUACAAGCAAGACUAUAUGAAUCAUUGAGAUCUGGUGCAAUACCAGUUGUACUUGGUGGUGAUCAAAUAUUACUCAGUUAUGAUGAAGUAUUAUUAUGGAAAAAAUCAGCAAUAUUUUUACCAAAAGCACGUGUUACAGAAAUGCAUUUUUUAUUAAGAGCAAUACCAGAUAAUGAUUUAUUAACAAUGAAAAGACAAGGUAGAUUAAUAUGGGAAAGAUAUAUGGGUACAGUACAAGGUUCUGUUGAUACAAUUAUUGCUGUUAUUAGAGAUAGACUUGGUAUACCACCAUUACCAGCUAUUCAAACAACAAGUCCAAGUGUAUUUAAUGAUACAUUUGUACCAUUAAAAUCUGAUAAUAUUAUUACUGAGCCAGAAGCUGAAGAAAGUUUAGGACCACUUGAACCACCAUAUCCAUCACCAGCAUAUAAAAGAAAUUAUACAUCAAUGCUUAUUCAUAGACAUGAAAUAUGGAAUGAUUGGGUUGAUCCAUUUAAUUUAUAUCCACAAUUACCAUUUGAUACAGUAUUACCAAGUGAUGCUAAAUUUAUUGGUUCUGAUGUUGGAUUUAGACCAAUUGGCAAAGGAGCUGGUGGAGCUGGUAAAGAAUUUAGUGAAUCUCUUGGUGGUAAUCAUCCAAGAGAACAAUUUACAAUUGUCAUAUUAACAUAUGAAAGAGAACAAGUUCUUAUUAAUUCCCUGGCAAGACUUUAUGGUUUGCCUUAUUUAAAUAAAGUUGUUGUUGUUUGGAAUAGUCCAAAAUUACCAGUUGAAGAUUUAAGAUGGCCUGAAAUUGGUGUACCAAUAGUUAUUAUCAAGGCAUCAAAAAAUAGUUUAAAUAAUAGAUUUUUGCCUUUUGAUUCAAUUGAAACAGAGGCAGUAUUGUCUGUUGAUGAUGAUGCACAUUUACGACAUGAUGAAAUAAUGUUUGGAUUUAGAGUAUGGCGUGAACAUCGUGAUCAAGUUGUUGGUUUUCCUGGACGUUUUCAUGCAUGGGAUCAAAAUGAUCAUAAUUCAUGGAAUUAUAAUUCAAAUUAUUCAUGUGAAUUAUCAAUGGUUUUAACUGGUGCUGCAUUUAUACAUAAACAUUAUACUUAUCUUUAUACACAUUGGCUUCCACAAGCAAUUAGAGAUAAAGUUGAUGAGUAUAUGAAUUGUGAAGAUAUUGCUAUGAAUUUUUUAGUAUCACAUUUAACUAGAAAACCACCUGUUAAAGUAACAUCAAGAUGGACAUUUAGAUGUCCUGGUUGUCCUGUAUCAUUAUCCGAAGAUGAUACACAUUUUCAAGAACGUCAUAAAUGCAUUAAUUUUUUUUCACAAGUAUUUGGAUAUAUGCCAUUACUCAAUACACAAUAUCGAGCUGAUUCAAUACUUUUUAAAACUCGUAUACCCCAUGACAAACAAAAAUGUUUCAAAUUUAUAUAGAAAAAAAAUAUAUCAAUAUAUAUAGAUAAAAAUACAAAUGGCAAAUUUUUAAUAAAGUAUAUUUAUUAAAGUUCUCGAUAUUUACAAUUUUACUAAACAAAAAAAAUUGAACUUUAUGUACCUGUAUGUUUCCAAACGAGCUUCAACAGUAUAACAUUACAAAUCAACAAGUUUAGUGCUAUUAUAUCAACGUGAAUCAUGAAAAAAAAAAAAAAAAAAAAA